GCGGAGACGCAGCGCUUCACAACUUGUUCCAUGUCGGCACAGCGCGCCAACCUCUCCACGCUCGGGAGCGCAAAGGAAAAUAUUCCUCUGAUCUAAAAGGCUCCACAGAAGUCUGUCUGGCAUGUCACUGACCAGAAUGCGUUGUUCCCCGCCGUCUUUUGUCCGUGGCAGGCAUCGCCAGGCGGAGGGCGCUGAUCUGUCGAUGAAUUUCUCCGGGAAGCUGAUAACCUUCCUCCUGCUGGUGCUGCUGGCGGCGCAAGACUGUUUCUCAUCUAAGGGAGAGGACAGGUUGUUCCGAAGGUUGUUCCGGAGGUAUAACCAGUUCAUUCGACCAGUGGAGAAUGUGUCUGAUCCAGUUACUGUGGAGUUUGAGGUGUCCAUAUCUCAGCUUGUCAAAGUGGAUGAGGUGAAUCAAAUUAUGGAAACUAACUUGUGGCUGAGACAUAUAUGGAACGACUACAAGCUAAAAUGGACCCCAAUUGAAUAUGAUGGGAUCGAGUUCAUUCGGGUCCCCUCCAAUAAGAUUUGGAGGCCAGAUAUUGUCUUGUACAACAAUGCUGUGGGGGAUUUCCUGGUGGAAGACAAGACCAAGGCUCUGCUGAAGUUUGAUGGCACGAUCACUUGGGUUCCUCCGGCUAUAUUCAAAUCCUCCUGCCCCAUGGACAUCACCUACUUCCCCUUUGACUACCAGAACUGCUCCAUGAAAUUUGGCUCCUGGACCUACGACAAAGCCAAGAUCGACUUGGUGCUCAUUGGCUCAAAGGUGAACCUGAAAGACUUCUGGGAAAGUGGGGAGUGGGAGAUCAUAGAUGCACCAGGAUACAAACAUGACAUCAAGUAUAACUGCUGUGAAGAGAUCUACCCUGACAUCACCUACUCCUUCUACAUCCGCCGCCUGCCUCUCUUCUACACCAUCAACCUCAUCAUCCCAUGCCUCCUCAUCUCCUUCCUCACCGUGUUAGUCUUCUACCUCCCGUCGGACUGUGGGGAGAAGGUCACCCUGUGCAUCUCGGUCCUGCUCUCCCUUACUGUGUUCCUGCUGGUCAUUACCGAGACCAUCCCCUCCACGUCGCUCGUCAUCCCUCUGAUUGGCGAGUACCUCCUCUUCACCAUGAUUUUUGUCACCCUCAGCAUUGUCAUCACCGUCUUUGUGCUGAAUGUUCACUACCGCACUCCCAUGACCCACACGAUGCCGGACUGGGUGAGAGCGGUGUUCCUCGGAGUGCUGCCCAGAGUGAUGCUGAUGAGGCGGCCUAUUGACCAGGGCUGCUCCUCACCUGCCAGAAUCACAGGAGGAGGUAACAAGAAGAGAAAGAACAGCAUAGGAGGAGGAAGUAGCUCAGGAAGUGUCAGCAUCGGUGGAAUAACUGGGGGCGUGCCGUGUCCUGCUCUGGAAAGUGGCUCAGGGGGAGGAGGAACCUCCUCAGCUGCGGGCUCCAUGAACUGUGUGGAAUAUGGUGAGCUCAACCGUGACUUGAACAGGAGGUGCCCCUAUAGAGGCAAGGAGGUACCGACUCCUGUUCCUCCCCCAAUGGCGCCAACUCCUCCUCAGGGGCCGCAAGUUCCAGGGCCGCCGGAGUCGGACCUACCAAAGAUACCAAGGCCCCUUAACGCCCCUUCACCGGUCAAUGCUGUCGUCGCCUUUUCUGUUGUGUCACCAGAAAUCAAGCAGGCCAUUGAGAGUGUCAAGUACAUUGCAGAGAACAUGAGGACCCGCAACAAAGCCAAGCAGGUGGAAGAUGACUGGAAGUACGUUGCCAUGGUCAUCGACAGGAUUUUCCUGUGGGUUUUUGUGACAGUGUGUGUGUUGGGAACGAUAGGACUCUUCCUACAGCCACUUAUCAGCUUCUUCAAAUGAAACACUCAUCUUUGUCCUUAUCUCUCAGUGCAGUAUCGUUGUCCUCCUUUUCUGCCUUUUGUCACUCCUUACUCUGUCUUUUGUCAUUUUCUGUGACUCCACCAUCAGCCAUCAUUGCUAGCCCUCAGCCGUCUGCUUCCUUAAAUGAACUACAGAGUUCUCCUCAUUCUUCAUAUAUUUUAAACCGCCAGCAAAUGUUAUCUGAUCUCCUUCUCCAUUCUCUAUUUGUCCAUCACAAAUUCUUUGCACUUUAUAAUCAUGUCUGCUUCAUCUUCUCUUUCUUUUCCUCUCCUGUACCAGGAAUUAACUUGCCAUUGGUGAAAUUGUUUCACUGUUACUCUCAUUCCAGUUUGCAUUUACAAUGUGUGUUUUACUAAAAAAAAAAAGAAGAAAAAGAACCUCUAAAAAGAACCUUAAUCACUGAAACAGAAGAACCUGAAUAACUUUGGAGUAGUAUACUUUGUCAUUGUAAGCCAGGCAAUAACGAUAUUAUAUUGUUGAUGACCAUAGCACAAUAUGUCCUUUUCAUUUAAAAGAUCUCUGACAGUUAAUUACAGUUAAUUAAUUAAGUUAAUUAAUUUCUGAGGACAGGAAAUCUUAUAUUUUACAUUUUACUGUUGUCAUAUACCUGCAAAUAAUGAUGUUUCUUUGUAAAUACUAUGUAGACUGUAGGUUUGUAGUGCAUGGCUUCUGAUUAGGACACUGGUUAUAAUUGUAGACCUUAAGGCAAAUAUGUUUUCAAAAACAAUUAUGCACCUCAUAUGCAUUCAGAAUAUCAGUGGAAAAUUAAAGUAUUGAAGCACUUUGAAUGACACGGUUUAGAUUAAACUUUUAAAAAGACUUUAAACAAAACUGCCUGUUGUCUUUUCUAAAGGUCGCGGCUUUGUGGUUUUGUUUGUUGGACUUCUGGUUUCUUUUUAAGAUGUUUCUUUUUCUCUGUUCAUUUAGGUUUU
Molecule: messenger RNA, 2811 nt
Organism: Cololabis saira (Pacific saury)
Lineage: Eukaryota; Metazoa; Chordata; Actinopteri; Beloniformes; Belonidae
Gene: chrna6
Product: cholinergic receptor, nicotinic, alpha 6
Exons: 7
Coding region: 122-1858 (578 amino acids)
Biological process (GO): chemical synaptic transmission; monoatomic ion transmembrane transport; signal transduction
Cellular component (GO): postsynaptic membrane; neuron projection; synapse
Molecular function (GO): acetylcholine-gated monoatomic cation-selective channel activity; transmembrane signaling receptor activity
Source: RefSeq, a predicted model, not a curated record